AUGAAGAUCCCCUCCUCCUCCUCCUCCUCCUCCUCCUCCUCCUCUCUCGCUCUCAGUAGAAAAUUGCAAGAUACAGUGAGAGAUCGAUGUCGAUCGGGGAACCUCGACAUCAAAGAGGCUUUGAAUCUCUUCCAUCAAAUGUUGGAGGCCGACCCCAAGCCGCCCAUUUAUUCCUUCAACCUCCUCUUCAUUUCAAUAAAGCGAAUGAAGCGGCACUUGCAUGUACCCAUCUCUCUCUUCGACACCAUGCGUCGGGUCGCCAGCAUCUCUCCCGACACCUUCACCUACGGCAUCCUGAUCGACGUCUGCUCUCGCAUGAACCGUGUUGAUCUCAGCUUCAGCGUCUUCGGAUCAAUUCUGAAGCGUGGGCGGAGCGUCAAUGUCCCGUUCUUUAACAUACUUAUCAAUGGCCUCUGCGAAGCGAGGAGGGUUGAUGACGCAGUCAAACUGUUCGAUGAAAUGCCUCAGUGGGGCUGUGAACCCGGUACCGUCACGUACAGCACCCUGAUCAAGGGUUUGUGUGACACGGGGAAUAUGAGCUCGGCACUUGACUUGCUCCACAAAAUGAGGAAAGCGGCGCCAGGAGGCGCAUGCAAGCCCAACCUUAUUACGUAUACCACUGUAAUACGAGGCCUUUGCAAGAAAGGAGAUGUGGACCGAACUCGCGAUUUGCUUCAGCAAAUGACUGAUGAUGGGAUUUCACCGACUGCGGUGACAUACAAUUGCAUUAUUCACGGUCUCUGUGCGAAGAAGAGGGUGCGCGAAGCAGCUCAGUUGCUCGAGAAAAUGCCUGAGCUGGGAUGCAUGCCCGACGUUUACUCUUUCAGCACUCUUAUUCAUGGGUUGUGCGUUGCUGGGAAUACAAAGAUGGCACUUGAGUUGCAUCAAAAGAUGAAAAGGUUUGGUUGUCAGCCAGAUAUAGUCGCCUACAACACAAUCAUAGAUACCCUUUGCAAGCAUGGCGAAAUGGGUAGAGCUCGCGAGUUACUCCAAGAAAUGGUUGGUGCGGGCAUUGUACCGGAUGUUAUCACAUAUACUACCGUUAUCCACGGCUAUUGUCUUCUUGAUAAUUGGAAGGAAGCCAUCAGAGUCUUUCAAGAGAUGCUUCAUCAUGAUAUUUCACCAGAUGUUGCGACAGUCAACUUACUGAUGAAUUAUAUAUACAAACACGGGAUGACUGAUGAAUUACGUAAACAACAACCUAACAUAAUCUCGUCCCAUGCUGUAUUGGAUGGAUAUUGCCAAGAAGGUCGAUUUGAAGAGUCAUUGAUGGCCGUUAGUUCCAUGCUUGCUCGGGGUUUGAAGCUUAAUCCUCAUAGUUACAACACUUUGAUCAGAUUAAGGGUCUGUGUGGUUCUGGGAACGCAAGCCUGGCACUUGAGUUGCUCCACAGAACGAAGGAUGUGCCAAAAGCCUGACCUCUUUUCGUAUACCACCACAAUGCAUGGUCUUUGCAGGAAAGGAGAUGUAGGCCGAACUCCCAAGUGGCUUCAACAGAUGGCUGAUGAUGGCAUCACGCCUUCUGUUGUUACCUACGAUUGCAUUAUUCGUGGUCUAUGUCUGAAGAAGAGGGUAGUCGAAGCAGCUCAGUUGCUCCACAAAUUGCCUGAGUUAGGAUGCAAACCCGUUGUAUACUCCUUCAACACUCUUCUUCGUGGUUUCUGCAUUGUUGGCGAUACCAAGUUGGAACUUUGAGUUGUACAAGAAGAUGAAGGGGUUUGGAUGUGAGCCAGAUGUGUUGUCACCUACAACACAAUCAUAGAUGCCCCCUGCAAACAGGGAGAGAUGGACAUAGCUCCUGACUUGUUCCAAGUAAUGAUUGAUGCCCCCUGCAAUCAUAGAUGCCCCCUGCAAUCAGGGAGAGCGGCAGCGAGCGGAGAACAGUGGUGAGCGGCGAGUGGAGAGCGGC
Messenger RNA from Asparagus officinalis (garden asparagus), 1909 nucleotides. Its product is annotated as putative pentatricopeptide repeat-containing protein At1g12700, mitochondrial. The record is from RefSeq and is a predicted model, not a curated record. Gene Ontology annotation, molecular function: protein binding. Bases 1 to 1695 code for a protein of 564 amino acids. Lineage: Eukaryota; Viridiplantae; Streptophyta; Magnoliopsida; Asparagales; Asparagaceae. The transcript has 2 exons.